AUGGGGCUUUGGCUGGUUGGGUGGCGCUGGGGGCUCCCGCAGGUGCCCCUUGCUGGGGGAACGGGGGUGACUGGGGGCCACCUCACACCCGUCUCAUCCCCCCGUCGGCCGCAGCUCCUCAUCGCUCGCCGCAGAAGGACCAGCUGCUAUUUCUACCCCCGYGCGUGGCCCAGCCUCCGGAGCGCCGACUGGUGGGAACGCGUGGUCCUGAAGGAAUUUGGGCCGCAGGACUGGCUGGAGAAGUUCCGCAUGUCCAAGGAGACCUUUUUCUACGUGUGCAACCGGCUGCGGCCGGGGCUGGCGCCCCACGGCGCCCACUUCCACGCGGCGCUGCCCCUGGAGAAGCGGGUGGCCGUGGCCCUGUGGCACCUGGCCACCAACGUGGAGUAUCAGACCGUGGGCCCGCUGCUGGGCGUGGGGCCCGCCACGGUGCAGGCGUGCGUGCGCGAGGUGAGCUACGCCGUGGUGCUGCUGCUGAAGCCGCUCUACCUGCGGCUGCCCGGCGAGAAGGAGCUCGACAACAUGGUGCGCGUGUUCCGCACGCGCUGGGGCUUCCCGCACUGCAUCGGCGCCCUCGACAGCCUGCACAUCCCCAUCCACCCGCCGCUGCGCCUCAGCGCCGACUACUGCAACGGCCAGGGCUGGCACUCCAUGCUCACGCAGGCCGCCGUCGACGGCCUGGGGCAGUUCUGGGACGUCUCCACCGCCUUCCCCGGCAGCAUGGAGAACAGCGCCGUGCUGGAGAGCUCCAGCCUCUGGGUGCUGGCCAAGGAGGGCCGGCUGUGCCCCAACCCGCCCAAGACUUUCAUGGGGAAGGCGCAGAAGUACGUGCUGCUGGGCGACGCCACCUACCCCUUGCAGGACUGGAUCCUCAAGCCCUACCAGGAGGACGACAACCUCACGCAGCGGCAGCUGCAGUUCAACUACCGCCUGCGGCGCGCGCACAGCGUCAUCGAGAACGCCUUCCUGCGCCUCAAGGCUCGCUGGCAGGUCCUGCUCAAGUGCGACGACUGCAGCCUGGAGCUGCUGCCCACGCUCGUGCUCGCCUGCUGCAUCCUGCACAACGUGUGCGAGGCCCACGACAACCCCUUCAACGAGGAGUGGCUGGAGGGCACGGAGCCCAGCGAGCUGCCCAAGCCGUGCCAGCCCGCGCCCGCCUCCAUGGAGGACGGCCGGGCCGAGCAAGUGCGCGAGCUCAUGUGCCAGUAUUUCGAGACGUGCGGGGAGGGCUGA
This is a messenger RNA of Nothoprocta perdicaria, 1233 nucleotides long. RefSeq names its product protein ANTAGONIST OF LIKE HETEROCHROMATIN PROTEIN 1-like. The transcript has a single exon. The coding region runs from base 1 to 1233 and encodes 410 amino acids. Lineage: Eukaryota; Metazoa; Chordata; Aves; Tinamiformes; Tinamidae. The record is from RefSeq and is a predicted model, not a curated record.